Mucor mucedo is the source of this 471-nucleotide messenger RNA. RefSeq names its product DNA-directed RNA polymerase I, II, and III subunit RPABC5. Gene Ontology annotation, cellular component: RNA polymerase III complex; RNA polymerase II, core complex; RNA polymerase I complex. Bases 55 to 279 code for a protein of 74 amino acids. Gene Ontology annotation, molecular function: DNA-directed RNA polymerase activity; zinc ion binding; DNA binding. The transcript is spliced from 3 exons. Lineage: Eukaryota; Fungi; Mucoromycota; Mucoromycetes; Mucorales; Mucoraceae. Gene Ontology annotation, biological process: transcription by RNA polymerase II; tRNA transcription by RNA polymerase III; transcription by RNA polymerase I. The record is from RefSeq and is a predicted model, not a curated record.
CAAAAACGAUUGCACUACUUCCUUUUUUAAAACUCGUUUUACAAUACACAUAAUAUGAUUAUUCCAGUUCGUUGUUUCUCUUGCGGUAAAAUUAUCGGUAACAAGUGGGAUAACUACUUAUCCUUAUUGCAAGCCGAGUAUACUGAAGGUGAGGCAUUAGACGCUCUUGGACUCAAGCGUUAUUGUUGUAGACGUAUGGUUUUAACCCAUGUCGAUUUGAUUGAGAAACUCUUGCAUUAUAAUCCUUUGGAACGUUCAAGAGAUCGCGGACGUGCUUAAGAAUGUUGAAAUAAAAAAAAAUGUAUAUGACCCUUAUUUCACCCAAUUAUUCAACCAAUUUCAACAUGACGACCCUUGUUCUCCUUAUUAUAUUACACAUCACGCACUUUCUGUCGCAUUCUCUCUAGACACCUUUUUUCCAUUGUUUUUUUUUCUUUGUACACAGUAAAAUAAAACCAGUGUUUCCAUUAA